AUGGAUAUGGAUAGCAUUGAGGGGUUGAAUGAAGUGCGUCCUGCUGUGUACCGCACUGCAAUGAAGCUCCGCUCCUUACAGAAACUCUGCCAUAUGUAUGUUGUAACACUGCGGGAGCUCAUCCCAGUCCUGUGCUCUCUGGGCGGAGCCCGGGACACUGGGGCGGGGCUUAGUGAACAGAAAGUGAGACAGGGCAUAAACAGGAUGUUCCAAAGCGUGUCACAGGAAGUACCUGGGCAGGUGUCGGCAGAGGCGCCAGAAAUGACUUGCAGACUGCUGUACAGACUGUUUGACCGGGGACAGACUGGCGCUGUCUGUCGCAGGUCAGUUGAAGCCGCUCUCAUCUCUCUCUCAGCAGACACACUCUCAGCCAAACACAAGGGUAAGUAACACACACACACACACAGACACACAUGAUAUACACUCGGUGUUCAUUCCCUGUGUGUGUUGCAGCUCUGGUUCGUCUGGCAGACAGGUGCAGUGGGAGAGAGAGCGGCACGGUGAGCAGGAGUGGUCUCAGAGUCGUACUGCAA
Salmo salar (Atlantic salmon) is the source of this 533-nucleotide messenger RNA. Its product is annotated as dystrotelin-like. NCBI's taxonomy places the organism in Eukaryota, Metazoa, Chordata, Actinopteri, Salmoniformes, Salmonidae. Gene Ontology annotation, cellular component: plasma membrane. Gene Ontology annotation, biological process: synaptic signaling. The record is from RefSeq and is a predicted model, not a curated record.